ACUUGUUGCCUCUUACUUUCUUUUUCUUUUUCUUUCGUAUAUAUAUUCAGUCAAAGUAUGCAAUUGGCCAGUCAUAUUCGUGGGUGACAGCUAUAUUUCGUAUAAAUCUUUUUUCUGCUUUCACACUGGAAUUCUCCUUCUCUGCUCCCCUCCUUCUGCUCGGUUCACAAGCUUCAGCUUUAGCUUCUUUGAUUUGUUUUUGUAAAGUUUUCUUGAGUUGGGUUUGUGUUUGUUUUCUCAAUCUUUAGCAGUUGGGAAGAGUGAAAGAACUCUGAAAGAUUUCAGCUUUGAGGUUUUUGUGUUGAUGGGUUCUUGCUUUAGUGUAAGAAUCAAAGCUGAAAGUCCUCUUCAUCAUGGGGCAGACCCAAGAAAUCGCAGCAAAGGUGGGCAUGAUGUCAGUGGAUCUAGUAGUGCAGUGCCUUCAACUCCUCGGACAGAGGGUGAGAUAUUACAGUCCUCCAAUUUGAAGAGCUUUAGCUUUAAUGAACUAAAAGCAGCCACUAGGAACUUUCGUCCAGAUAGUGUUUUAGGUGAAGGUGGAUUUGGUUGUGUUUUCAAAGGAUGGAUUGAUGAGCAUUCGCUAACAGCUGCCAAGCCUGGAACAGGCAUUGUCAUUGCUGUGAAAAGGCUUAACCAAGAGGGUUUCCAGGGUCACCAGGAAUGGCUGGCAGAAAUCAACUACCUUGGUCAGUUAGAUCACCCGAAUCUUGUGAAAUUGAUUGGAUACUGCUUAGAGGAUGAUCAUCGACUUCUGGUUUAUGAGUUUAUGCCAAAGGGCAGCUUGGAGAACCACCUAUUUAGAAGGGCUUCUUAUGUUCAACCACUCUCUUGGAAUCUCCGUAUUCAGAUUGCCCUUGACGCUGCUAAAGGCCUAGCUUUUCUUCACAGUGAUAAGGCCAAAGUGAUAUACCGAGACUUUAAGGCCUCUAAUAUCCUGCUCGAUUCAAACUAUAGAGCCAAACUCUCUGACUUUGGGUUGGCAAAGGAUGGGCCAACAGGUAGUAAAAGCCAUGUUUCAACAAGAGUAAUGGGUACGUAUGGGUAUGCAGCUCCUGAAUAUAUGGCCACAGGUCAUCUAACUAAAAAGAGUGACGUAUACAGUUUUGGGGUUGUUCUCCUUGAAAUGAUAUCAGGGAGGCGAGCUAUAGACAAAAACAGGCCAUCCAGAGAACAAAAUUUAGUUGAGUGGGCAAGGCCUUAUCUUGGCAAUAAACGCAAAAUUUUCCAAGUUAUGGACGCUCGUGUUGAAGGCCAGUAUUCAUUGAAAGAUGCACUAAAAGUGGCUAAUCUUGCAGUCCAAUGCAUCUCACCAGAACCAAGGUUCAGACCGAAGAUGGAAGAAGUGGUAAAAGCAUUGGAACAAUUGCUCGAGUCCAAUGACAAUGAGGGUUCAAGGGGCUCUCGACAUGAAAGCCUCCGAAAGGUUAAUCGAAAUUCAAAUAAUGGUCCUAGAUAUCAUAGGAAAAGUACAGCAGAAACUUGUGAUGGAAAAGCUGCCUCUUAUCCAAGGCCAUCCGCUUCUCCUCUUCGUACAUAAAAGAAUAAAGAUAUUUUGAUUAAUCCUUUACUACUCACAUCUAUCAGAAGAAAAUAACAAAUUUGUGUUGAAUGAUCAUUGUCUCAUGUAUACGGAGUAUGUAAUAUAACAAUCUCUUGUUGUAUAGCUCUUGAUUCCAUAUUAUCAUAACCUGAUAUUUGUUCCACA
Ricinus communis (castor bean) is the source of this 1705-nucleotide messenger RNA. RefSeq names its product receptor-like cytoplasmic kinase 176. Gene Ontology annotation, molecular function: protein kinase activity; ATP binding. The coding region runs from base 305 to 1537 and encodes 410 amino acids. The record is from RefSeq and is a predicted model, not a curated record. Gene Ontology annotation, biological process: protein phosphorylation. NCBI's taxonomy places the organism in Eukaryota, Viridiplantae, Streptophyta, Magnoliopsida, Malpighiales, Euphorbiaceae. The transcript is spliced from 6 exons.